Messenger RNA from Gongylonema pulchrum, 795 nucleotides. Lineage: Eukaryota; Metazoa; Nematoda; Chromadorea; Rhabditida; Gongylonematidae. The record is from the annotation of a GenBank genome assembly.
GCAAUACCGGAGCUGCGCGAAGCACUAAGCAAAUACUCGGGAUCUCUACCAGAUGUGACAAGUGCUGUGGCCAGUGGAGACGGUGGCUCAAAAGCAGUUACAGUCGCUGUUCGUGAUCUGUAUCGCAUGAUGGAUGACGAGAGGGCAAAGAACCAUGGCAGUGUGUUGCAUAAUGUUUUCCCGCAAUUUGCAACACGUGGUGAGCACGGUUGGAUGCAGCAGGAUGCAAAUGAAUGUUGGGCCGAAGUGUUGCGCGCACUCAGAACGCAACUGAAGGGAACAGGUGAGGAAAUUUUUGCGAGAAAUCGUUUGAAUAUGUGUAAUAUUGCAGAGACAGAAGAUCACACGGCAUCCAUUAUUUCGAGAUUUAUGGAAGGUAAGUUUAAAAUUGAGAUGAAAAAUCUUGAAUCGGAUGCCGAACCAAGCACGGUGACCACUGAAAGUUUCUCACAGCUGAGUUGUUUCCUCAGCCAGGAAGUGAAAUAUGUGCAGCUUGGUAUCAAAAGCAAAAUGACCGAGGAAAUAGUCAAAAAUUCGGUGGUCCUUGGCCGUGAUGCGAAAUAUGAAAAGAAAACGCUUAUCGAUCGCCUGCCAGCUUAUCUCUCCAUACAAAUGGUCCGGUUUUUCUACAAAGAAAAAGACAAAGUGAAUGCAAAAAUUUUAAAAGAUGUGAAAUUUCCACUGCUCCUCGAUCUGUACGAUAUGUGCACACCGGAGCUGCAACAGAAAUUGAUGCCAGCACGUGAUGCAUUCAAGGUAUUUUUGACAAAUUCAGUAUUUUCUCACAUGAAAUAA